Messenger RNA from Fusarium vanettenii 77-13-4, 3423 nucleotides. RefSeq lists its product as uncharacterized. Bases 1 to 3423 code for a protein of 1140 amino acids. NCBI's taxonomy places the organism in Eukaryota, Fungi, Ascomycota, Sordariomycetes, Hypocreales, Nectriaceae. The record is from RefSeq and is a predicted model, not a curated record. Gene Ontology annotation, molecular function: protein binding. The transcript has a single exon.
AUGGAUGACCCUCUUAUCAAUGACGCGGAUUAUUCUUCCUGGUUGGAGACGAUCAUUGGAGAGUUAGGCCUCGUGCAAUCCGAUGCCUCGAAGUCGUCUUCAGACGCUGCCGAAGCUCUUUUUCUCGAUCGCCUCGCCACAAACGCGGCAAGAAGAAGGCUCCGUCGGAACGAUGAACUCGGGAAUAAGCUUAAUGAUCAAGAGAUUGAUCUAAGACUUCAUGCAGUGGAUGUAUCGCCGCUACUUGACCCCGAACUGGCAUGGAGGCGGUUGUUGGCAGCGGAUACUCUCCUAGAACGCUACGAGACGCGCAGUCGAGACAUGCUGGAUCUGGAACAGUUGAUUUCUCUUCUGGAAAGUGCUAGCUCACUUAUAGAGGAGGGGAAUGAGCUUUUCCCGGAUUACCUCGUGGUAUACGGGCGCGCUCAUCGGUGUCACUUCGAUGUGACUCAAGACCCUUUAGAGCUUGGAAGGAUCAUCCAGACCCUCGCCUCAUUCCUGCACGUGGUUGAUGGGAACCCAAUGCUGCUACAGGUCUAUUCGAGUCUCUUGAUGAAUCAGUUCAAGUUUUCGGCAAGGCAGCAGGAUCUCCAUGCGGCCAUUGAGCGGGCAGAGGCUGUUCGAAACCAUGUCAAUGCUGGGGUUGACACUCGGAUAUUCGCCCUUUCAAACCUAGCAGAGUGUCUCCCAGACUUGCCAGACUUUCAGAUUGGUGAUGGGGGCACGCAUCUGGAUCGUGCGGUGUCAAGGGGAUUGGAGGCGAGGGAAUUGGCUAAGCGGCCAGACCACCCCGUUGCAGAUGUCGCCUUUGUAUAUGGAAGUCUCUCGUACGCGCACUAUCGUCGUUAUGUGCAUUCAAGAAGACCUGCAGAUUUACAACAGGCGCUUGAAAACGGAAAGAGAGCGGUGGAACUUUGUGGAGACGGCCAUCCCGACAAGGCCCGAUGGACAAACCACCUUGGACUGGUCUACAUAGCCCACUUCCACCACCUGGCAGACAGAUCCAGCCUGGAGAACGCCACCAGUUUAUUCCAGGAGGCCAUUGAACUCUCUUCGGAGCAUGGGCAAAUCCGUGGGCUAGCACUCAGCAACCUAGCAGAUGCGUUGGCGUCCAGGUUCGACCUAACUGGGGAGACCGAAGCUCUGGAUAUUGCCGUCCUCAAGUACCGGGCCGCAGCCAAACAAAUCAACCCGCACGUCGUCAAGUCGGCUAGCAACCUACAAAACCUUGGAAGUAUCUUGAUCACUGCGUACUACCGCCACUUGGCAAGCGAGUAUCUGGAUGAAGCUGUGGACGUCCUCAACCGAGCUCUGCAAAGAUACCCCGUCGGUCAUGUGGAUAUCGGAUUUACUCACUCUUUGCUCUGCAAGGCACUAACCGACAAGCACAAACACGUGGAAUCUGGUCGACAAGAAAACAUUCAGAGUGCCAUAGACCAUGGAACGAAGUCGAUACUACUGGCUGGGAAAAAUGAUCCACGCAUGCAUCUUUUUCUACAAACCCUUUCUGCGGCCUAUCUAACCAAGUGGAAAGAGAACCGCGAAGAAAAAGCGGACUUGGAGAAAGCGAUCGAGUUUUCAAGAAGAUGCCUUCAUGCGACACCGCAGGAUUCUUCGGAGAGAGCAAGACUCCUCGGUUGGCUCAGCAGCCUGCUUGUUGAACAGCUAUUUGACAACGAUCCAGACGCCGAUGGUUCUACCUUCACUGAACCCCUCAGUCUCUAUACAGAAGCAGUAAAUUUACCAAAUGGCUCGCCGCUGAUGCGAAUACACGCGGCUCGAAAGGCGGUCAGAAUCCUCACAAACCAGCACAGGUGGGAAGCGGCAAAACCAAUCAGCUUGGCAGCCAUGCAGCUGCUACCCCAAGUCUGCGGCAGAUACCAGUCUUUGCAAGACCAGCAGCAGGUUGUUUCGCAAACUUCAGGCCUUGCAUCCGAAGUUUGCUCCGUGUUGCUACAGCUGGGGGAACCCGAUGAAGCCCUCACACAGCUCGAAGCAGGCAGAGCCAUGAUAUUGGGUUUUUCCAUGGACAACACUGAUGAAGUAUCGGAGCUACAAGAAACCGACAAGGGCCUUGCAAAGGAGUUUUUGGACAUCAAGGCGAAGUUGCACAUCCCAUCCGAUCUUCAAAGCUCCAGUCUUGGAGAGGUUAGGCUACAAGAAAGGAGGGCUGCUGAAGCAGACCUUGUCAACUGCCUCGAAAAGAUCAGAAAUCUUGAUGGUCAUCAAGACUUCCUUCGUGAGCCUCCUGUUGAUCGCUUGAAAUCGUGCACUAAGGAGGGCAUCGUCGUCUUGGUGAACACCAGUUACUUGAGAAGUGACGCCAUCAUUCUCGUCGGCUCUCACACACUGGUUGUGCCGCUUCCAGGGCUCGAGCUGCAGAAGGUAGUGGAUUUCCGCGUGCAGUUGAUUUCAGGAUUUUCCACUGUGGAUUUUCCUGUGAAGCGAGCUAUCCAGAUCGUCUCGAAGAAGGUUCCCAAACAGGCGAGACAGCCCUCGCCAGGCCUUGCAGGCUGGCUGUGGGACAACUGUGUACAACCCGUCUUUGACGAGUUGAGGCGGUACGGCACCAUGCCUAGUGAUGGCAAACCGCCUCGGAUUUGGUGGAUAGGAUCCGGUAGCGCCGCAGGAUUUCCUUUCCACGCGGCUGCAUCGGAGAUUCAGCCUGACCAGGACGCAUUAUCUCUGUCAGUUUCAUCGUACACACCAUCCAUCAAGGCCCUGCUGUAUGCCAAGCACCGUUCUGACCGGUCUCGGGCGCUGAGGAUGAAGACAGAUCAGGAAGAACUGGAGUUGACCAUCAUCACAAUGGAAACAACACCCGGGAAUCACGCCCCCCUUCCAGCAGUGCGGAAGGAGAAGGAAGUCAUUGCAGAUCUCACCAAUGGCAAAUGGAAAUGCACACACCUACCUCAGCCAACAUCGAAUCUCGCUUUACAGGCCGUUGCCAUGAGUGACAUUGUCCACUUCGCUUGUCAUGGUGUGGCAGAUAGGGGCGACCCGUCACAGAGUCAUCUUGUCCUCGAGAAGCCCACCAAAGAUGGCAGCACCAAGGAAGCUGAUGAACUCACGGUUCCCCAGCUUCUCGCCCUAAACAAUCUCCAAAAACCCUGGAUAGCGUUCCUCUCUGCCUGCACCACAGCUUCCAUGGGGACCUUUCGCCUCGGGGACGAGGGCUUACAUAUGUCUGGGGCCUUGCAGAUUGCUGGAUUCUCUCAUGUCAUUGGAUCCUUGUGGCCGGUGGAAGACGAGGUCGGCGUCGAAAUUGCUCGUGCCUUUUACGAGAAUCUGAUUGGCGUUACACCCGAUUCUGUUGAUGAUGAAAUCGUGGCUUUCGCCCUGAGGGAGGCAGUGAUCAAGGUCCGACAACAUUAUCCAUGUUCUUGGACUAAAUGGGCGGCUUAUAUUCACUCAGGAGCUUGA